CGCCAUUUGCAACCAAUGAGAUGCGAACACUAGCUUUGCGUAGAUGGCUAGCCUUCGAAUGUUAACGAGGUGAAAUAACUGCUGAGGCAGCAGCGACCACCACUGCAAAGUUAGCGUGAAGCUAACCGAUUUGGACGCGCGACAAAAUACGCUGCUGUUUAAGCCGGAAGUGCGUUGUCCACCCUCCGUCCUUUAAACAUGCUACGGUGAGGACAGAUCAAGUAAGCACGGAAGGAAGUGGCAUCUUCUUACAUGAGGAGCAGUUAUACCAUGUGGGAGUCACAUGAAUGGAAAUGAUGAGGCCUGAACAGCAAGGGGCCAGUUAUUGGAGAAAGCCACUGCUCAGGGUGGUGAUUUCCUGGUUGCCGUAGAGGUCCUGCAUAAGCGGCCCACCCUUUUACCCCUUACCCUGAUUAUAUGCAAUGAAUAGUACCACUCCGUCCCCCACCAAUAAUGGGGAUGUGGCGGUCGGCUAUGUGUUGGUGCCAUUCUUCCUCAUCACCAUCAUCGGAAUCGUUGUAGCCGUGAUCUUGUACAUUCGCAAAAAAAGAAGACUUGACAGACUCCGCCAUCAGCUGCUACCAAUUUACUCAUAUGACCCAUCUGAGGAGGUGAAUGAAGCUGAACAAGAGAUGCUUUGGCGAGAAGAGGAUACCAGAGUUGUUCAAGGUUGGGCAAAAAGUUAUCAACAACGACGCCCUCUUCUGACCAAAAAUGCUUGAAGAAACCAAACCAGGCAAUGCCAGAGAAUAUCUACGUUUAACACAAUCUUUUUUUGUGUUACCCACAAACCUUAUCCUGAAGUACAACAAGUGAGGCGUUGUUUGUAUGUUUGAUGAGUCAUUCAAGCUUCAGCAUAUUUAUUGUAUCAUGUAUCACAAGCUUUCACUGAAGUUCAGUGUCCAAUGUUAAAACCGGUUUAUCUGUUCAUAUCUGUCCUGCAAGGAUAUGGUCAACGAUGCCAAAAUUAAGAAUGAAAAAAAAUAUACAUACAUAUAGAUAUGUAUAUAAAUGAAAAUAAAAAUAACUAAAAAUACAAAAAAGAUUCAAAAAUUGAAAUAAAAAUAAGUGAAAAAUGAAUAUAAAUGCAAAAAUUAAAAUAUUAAAAAUAAAAAAAAUGAACAUUGAUAUAAAUACAAAAAUCAAUAUAUGAAUCAAAUAUCAAUCAAUAAAUAAAAGCACUUGGCUAUUGUAUUUUUUUAAUUGUACGCGUGAACAUGCUAAAGGGAAUGUUAUUCAAAUUAGGGGGUGGUCCUAAAUGUGUUGAACUAUUCAUCUAUUGGUUGAUUGACUAGCUAAUGCCUGCCUGUACACGACCAAUGAACGGGUCAUGAGCAGUAAAAAAAUGUUAGAGUUGGCGGUUAGCAUUUGCAGUAAUGUUAGCUAAUACAAUAAGCAAAUAUUGUCUGUGAUAGCGUUGUGCUAGCACUUAGCAACUACGUAGCAUUUGUCACUACCCGAUCGUGACAGCCUACCAGAUCGCUACUGCGCAUGCGCGGAUCGACACCAUUUUCUCUCGAGCGAUGACGGCAGAUAUAGAUAUGUACGUGGUCGAUUAAACAAUAAACAUUUUUGUUCUUUUUUUUUUGGGACGUUAAUGGUCUCUGAAGGGUUUACUUGGAACAGACUCCGGCGUCAUAAAUUCGAAAUCAGUCGGGUAUGUCGUAACCCGAGGACAACCUAUAUACUGUAGUUUUUUUUUUUUUUUUUUUUUUUGAGUUUAUGUUCUACACAUGUACAUUAAAACAGUUUCAACAUUUAAAAGGCAUUGUGUUUACUUGUAUAUACGGCAUAAUCAUUGGACAGUUUGAAACAAAAAAAUAUCACCCAACCAAAAAAGAAAGAAAAAUGUAUUUUUUUAUCGUUUAAUCUAACAUGUACAUAUCUAUAUCUGCCGUCAUCACUCGAGAGAAAAUGGCGUCAGUUUGCGCAUGGGCAGUAGCAAUCCGUCGUGAUCCAUUAGCCCGUCAAGAUCAGGUAGUGGCAGCAUGAGUAUCUACAUAACCAACCAAUAGGCGAACAGAAGAAACACAUAGGCUCGCCCCUUCAUUUCAAUAACAUUUCCUUCCUUUUACUUUUAAAUUCAUGUAUCUAUUUUUAAUUUUGGCAGCUUUGGUCCUCCAUACAAGCAAAGUUGUUACUGAACAAUCUGGACCUGCAAUUCUGUUAUUUGUAAUCUUACAAAAACAGCCUCACGUAAAAAACCGAAGGGUUCAAAUAAUCUUCCAUCUGAAUAAGUGAUUUAAAAAUAUAUGUGUCUUUCACUUUGUAAUUGACAGAAGGAAUGACCGCGCUCUGUUUUGCUUUUAUUCACAUAUAAAGCAUUAACAGCUCUGUCCUGUGAUUGGGAUCUUUGUGUGAUUUUGCCAAAUCCCGUGAGUCGCACAGAAGGCAUGAAAACCUCAAAAUGAACAUCAACAAGAUUCCGGGGUUUUCUGAAUGACUCCUGUUACAAAUAUGUCGUCUGUACAAGACAUGGCACCAGCACAGAUUCACCUCUUGCCAGAGAUGAAUGCCAUCAUUCUGACUAUUCAAUGUUUGACGCACUUUCCCCACUGAACUCUUUUGAAGCCACCUGGUAUCUUAAGUGCAGAAUCAUCACAUAGAAUUAACCAGUUUUUGUGCAUUGUGAUUGGAGCAGAAAAUGUCUGUUAGCCAGGUUUUUUUGGUUGAAUGUUAAUGUUCCGUUUGCAGUCGUUGAGGCUCAAGUUUUCCUCAAAAUAUUUUAGUUGUACAGUUAUACCAAAGGUGUACUUGUUUCUGAGCCACUGAAUUUUACCUGAACUACUGUUAUUAAUUGGUUUGCACUGUUAUGAAAACUCACCUUUAAGAUAUUCUUCCUGCUCUUAGUCAUUGAUUUUGUUUGCUGAAUAAAAUAUUUCAGUAAAAAAAACCUUUGUGAUAUGGUACCUGUUUAGUUCUAUAAAUCAGAUACUAUGUAGUUUUAUAAUACCAUACAUUUGUUCCGUUACAUUUACUUGAGUAAUUUUUUGCGACAGUUUGAUAUGAUGGAUUCCAGCCCUUCCCAGUUGAAAUCGAGUGAAAGUGGGCCUGGAACACUGUUCCGGUAAAAGAUUCGGGGCCAGAACAGGGCGGAUCAGUGCUGAAAAUAUGACGCCAACUGGCAAAACCCUAUGUUAAAAAAAAAAAAAAAACUGCCAGGCUAACACACACACAUCUCAUCUUCUAGAAGAAAGCAAUCUACCAACGUCAUAUUUGCAUAAAGUACAUAAAUGUUAAGUUUCCAGCGAUAUUAUUUAUUUAGCUCUCCAAGCCGCAGCAGUUUAUCUGGUUGUCACGACUCAGCGACGAGUUGAGUGGAUGUGCGCAGCAAACCCAAGGGAGUAGGUUUGGUCUGAACUAUGGUAGGGACGAUAAAACAGGAUAGCCUGCAUGUACACUUUUUGCUCGGGAUGGGACAUUAAAAAAACCAAACAAAUUGGGUGAACGGGUGUCAUGGCUACAUUUCUUACGAAUAUGAACCUAAUAAAUUGAUUGGCUGAAUCAGGGGUGCUCAUUAGGUCAAUGGCAAUGCUAGUGUGGGUUGCUCGCGGAAUCCAGAAUAUACUGUUCCUUCUCAAAAAAUUAGCAUAUUGUGAUAAAGGUCAUUAUUUUCUGUAAUGUACUGAUAAACAUUAGACUGUCAUAUAUUUUAGAUUCAUUACACACA
Molecule: messenger RNA, 3670 nt
Organism: Corythoichthys intestinalis (scribbled pipefish)
Lineage: Eukaryota; Metazoa; Chordata; Actinopteri; Syngnathiformes; Syngnathidae
Gene: smim29
Product: small integral membrane protein 29
Exons: 5
Coding region: 423-722 (99 amino acids)
Source: RefSeq, a predicted model, not a curated record